This is a messenger RNA of Frankliniella occidentalis (western flower thrips), 242 nucleotides long. RefSeq names its product proton-coupled amino acid transporter 3-like. NCBI's taxonomy places the organism in Eukaryota, Metazoa, Arthropoda, Insecta, Thysanoptera, Thripidae. The record is from RefSeq and is a predicted model, not a curated record.
CGCUGAAUCGUAUGCACUCUUUGGUUUCAGGAUGUGCAAUGAGGUUCCAAAUGGAGAGAUUACUCAAAAUAAUUCACCCGAAACAGAGACGCUUCUUCGAGAGGGGCGGCUUCCAGAUCUGGCAAGGAAUAACUCUAAAAGUGCAAUCGAGGCCGCAACACAGCGUCGGGAUGAGGAGAGUUUUCAUAAGUCCGCAAAGCACCCGACAACUUAUGCAGAGACGCUCAUACAUUACAUCAAAG